AUGUUCUCAACUCAACAUAAUCUGACGAAAUUCGGUGAGAAGAUGUGGGUUGCAAAGCAGAGGUCUGAUCAUCUUCAAAUCUCCACGAGAUCUGGAGAGAAUGAGGAUGUAACCUCGCUCUACCUGAGACGAAGGAACAAGGAAGUGACGCCCUGGACAGGGAUUCGUCAAACCCCUCAAAGCCGACGCCAAAACAAGGAGUCAAGGCACGUGGAGGAUUUCGCAAAGUUCGAGUAUGAGGUCUCAUUCCCCACGAUUGAACACGAGGAGGCGGAAGAGUAUUCAGCCCGCGAAAGUAUGCAUCAAAGCAAACACAGGGCAGUCUUCAAUAUGAUCCCUUCCAAUGCCGGGUAA
Penicillium diatomitis is the source of this 354-nucleotide messenger RNA. RefSeq lists its product as uncharacterized. The record is from RefSeq and is a predicted model, not a curated record. The transcript is spliced from 2 exons. The coding region runs from base 1 to 354 and encodes 117 amino acids. NCBI's taxonomy places the organism in Eukaryota, Fungi, Ascomycota, Eurotiomycetes, Eurotiales, Aspergillaceae.